Aplysia californica (California sea hare) is the source of this 2032-nucleotide messenger RNA. Its product is annotated as ragulator complex protein LAMTOR1. Bases 103 to 600 code for a protein of 165 amino acids. Gene Ontology annotation, molecular function: guanyl-nucleotide exchange factor activity; molecular adaptor activity. Gene Ontology annotation, cellular component: late endosome membrane; membrane raft; lysosome. The record is from RefSeq and is a predicted model, not a curated record. The transcript is spliced from 6 exons. Gene Ontology annotation, biological process: positive regulation of MAPK cascade; lysosome organization; endosomal transport. NCBI's taxonomy places the organism in Eukaryota, Metazoa, Mollusca, Gastropoda, Aplysiida, Aplysiidae.
UGCAGUACUCAUAUCAUGUGAGAGUGAUCGGAAGUCGGCGAUUUCUCAGAGAUGUUGACACUGAGCACCUGAAGCUUGAGGCGUUCCGUGAUCACUAGGGAAAUGGGAUGCUGUUUUAGUUCUGACGAAGAUAAGGAUGUUGGUAUUCCUAAUGCCAGCGAAAGGACACCCUUGCUUGACCCAGGUCAGGCUGACCACAUUCAGCAGAUACAAGGAGCAAGGUCAGGGUCAACAUACUCACAGCAGAACCAGAAGGGAGAUGAACAGUCAGAGUUCAACAGAAUUCUAAGGCAGACUGCAAUCAAUGUCAUCGAUGUCACGUCGACGGAGUCGCAGAACUUGGAGCAGGGUGAGAUGCAAGACAGAGCCACGCAGUACAGUAAUCGGCUGAACAUGGUGCUGUCCGGGUCAGGGAAGAGCCGAGUGUACCGGCCCAACUUGCCAAAUGGGAUCACUUCCCCUCAGAUGACUCUGUCCGCUCCACCAGUUUCCCUGUCCGAUUUACAAUUGAUCAAUGAUUUCAGCGAAAAAUUGGCCAGUGCUGCAAGGGAAAUCAAGAUCGAGCACAAGGAGAGUCUGGUUGUGACGUUUGGCGUAUGACAGGCCCUGGGCUUUCAUUUGUUGUUUUAGUAAGAUUUUUGAGUGUGUGCAUUGUCACAGUAAAAGUGUCUUAUUGGUUGGGACGGGACGGGCUGCUUGCGUGGUGCAGUGCGGUGCCAGAGGAGAGUGGUGAGUCAUUUUCCAACCCAUGACCAUAUUUCAUGCUCCGUGCUCAUGGGGUCACUGCCAUUUUAAGUCCGCAGGUUUUCUGUCUACAUGAGCUGUUUAUGCAUCCGGGUAAAGCUUCUGUUUUCCUAUAUUGAUGGUAUCUCGUCUCCUGCAAAGUUGUCGAAUGGAUGAAUGUUGUCAGUUUUUUAUGCUUGACUUUGAUUCAGGGCAUUGUACAGUAUGUUUCACAAGAAUUUUCUGUAAUUCAGAGGGAGGUGGGUUUUUUAAUAUUUCUGAACAUCAAGCAUUUUUAUUAAAAAGCUUUCCUGUGUGAUUAUUGGUGCUGCAAAGGUUAUAAAAAUUCAGCCCUUAGUAAAGUUACACUGGAAAAUCAGAAAAUACUCAUUGAUAACAUUUUGAUUUGAUAUUCUGUAACCAUGUUAAAGUUCACUUUCAAAGACUUUCACUUCUUCAGAAAGGGGUUGGAUUAGGGCCAUUAACUGUCUUGCACUGUUCACCUAUUGAAGACAGAAACUUGAAUUUUAAAACCUGCUUCUUCUGCCCUGUGGCUUUAAAAUCUAUCCUAGUUUUUGCCCUUUGUGCUUGUACAGUCAGACUUUAGAUAGAUUUAUUUUUUUGAAGAGAUAUCCAGAUGGGUUGGCAGUCUGUUGAGAUUGAUAACUGCAAACAUGGUUCUUUUCUUGGAUUAGGAAUUACAGUAGUCUCUUGCAGCAACACCUUGGAUGUGCAUAGAGCCAACUUCGUUUUUAUGGGUGUAUGCAAUCUGUUAAUAGUAUUAUUUUUAUUGUUAAUAUUAGUAGACCUUACAUGCAUCAUGAUAUGUUUCUGUUCGAUCGGUUAGGUUAUUGUUUGUUUGUUUAUUUGUUGUUUUUUUUAAUGCGAAUUCAAAAUGCAAACCAGUCUUUGUGAAGUCACGGGAUGUCCUUCUUUGGACGGGUCCCAAAAAGUCAUGUCCUUGCAAUUCACCCUUAACCUGGUGGGGUACAAUAAAUGUAUGAUGCAACCCACAGGAGAUUCUGCUAAAAGUGACUUUUUGGAUUUGGCUUUGGGAUUCUUUGAUCGCUUUCUGUUUAUAAACACGCUGUGUUAGUUUGUUUUGAUUUUUCUAUUUCUUUAUAUAGAAUUUUGUUAGGCAACAUUUCAAAAUGCAAUUUGCUGUCCAUAUAUUUUUGUUUUGUUUUGCAGCAAAAAGAUUGUAAGCUGAGAGAUUGUCGUAACUUCAGUUAUGUAGAUGGUGCAUGAGAAAUCAGUGUCUUUAGGAUAUAGAGGCCUGGGAUUUGGAACAGGACAAAGCAACUGAAAA